AUGGCAAAGGUCCUUGAUUUACCGGAAAUUCAGCCCUUUGUUGUAUCUGACCCGAGCUCCUUGGCACAACGUUGGGAAAAAUGGACGAAGUCACUAGAUUAUUAUAUUCGAGCUUCAGGUAUCUCUGAUCAAAAGCAGAAACGUGCUAUCUUACUUCAUUUAGCCGGUGCAGAUGUACAAGAAAUCUUUGAAACGUUGCCGGAUACUGGCGAAGACUACAAAACUGCGCUCGAAAAACUGAAUCAACAUUUCAACCCGUGCAAAAAUAUAGCUUUCGAGCGACAUGUUUUCCGACAAGCAACUCAACGCCCUGACGAAUCCAUAGAUGCCUUUGUAACUCGCUUGAGAACCCUUGCCAGAACGUGCCAAUUUAGUGAAAAUCUCGAUGAAAUGCUUCGUGACCAAGUUAUCGAAAGAUGUGCUUCAAACACUCUUCGUCGUCGCUUACUGCGAGAACACGAACUAACGUUGGACAAUUUGUUAGCUAUAGCUCGUUCGUUCGAACUAGCCGACCGCCAGGCAGCAGAAAUGGAACAAAAGUAUGAUUCAUCGUCUCACCUCAAUACAAUUGCGCGACAGAGCUUUCAUCAACAACAACGGCCGAAUUCUAUGAGGACGGAAGACAGUAAUCGACAAAAACGUGCUUGUUAUUGCUGUGGAAACGCAGGGCAUCGUGCGAAAGAUGCCCAAUGUCCUGCACUUGGAAAAACCUGUCGAAAUUGUGGCAAACUCGGUCAUUUUGCCCGGGUCUGUCGUCAGACAAGCGGCAAACCAAGGAACGAUAGGGACAAUGCUCGACUGCUCGAACAGUCCGAAGAUGACUCUUCAGAAAAUGAAUGUUUGUUUACUCUUACUGCUCAUAAUGUUCAACAGCGCUCGGACAGGCUUCAUACAUUGGAACUCGAACACGUUCCUGUGCAAAUGCUCAUCGAUUCGGGGGCUAGUGUUAAUGUGAUCGAUCUGGACACGUAUCAUCGUCUAAAAGCGCAAACAGGUGCCAAAUUGAUGCCCUCCAAUCUUCGUAUUUAUGCAUACGGUUCGCCGACCCCACUAAAUAUUUUGGGAACAAUCACCGGUCGGAUAAAGUGCAACUCUGCAGAAAUCGUGGCAAAAUUCGUAGUCGUGCACAACAAACAUGCUGGUUGUCUCCUCGGAAAGCAAACUGCGACUCAGUUGGGACUCUUGCAUAUUGGACCUCAAGUAUCCUCGGUCAAUUGCGUUGUAUCCUCCGAAUCUCUUCGCCAAAAGUACCCUAGCGUCUUUGAUGGAGUAGGAAAACUCACCAACUACCAGCAGGAAAUUUCCAUCAACCAUGACAUUAAACCUGUUGCCCAGCCCCCACGUCGCAUUCCGUUCCAUGUCCGAAAGCAAGUUUCAGCUAAACUCGAAGAGCUGGAAAGACUGGAUAUAAUUGAGAAAGUUUGUGGCCCAACCCCCUGGGUCUCACCCCUGGUGGUCGUUCCAAAAUCCAGUGGCGAAAUCUGCGUCUGUGUAGACAUGCGGCAAGUAAACACGGCUGUCAUACGAGAGCGGUAUCCGAUUCCUACAAUUGAAGAGAGCUUACAGGAUUUAAAUGGAGCUGCGGUAUUUUCCAAGUUAGAUCUGAAGUGGGGAUAUCAUCAAAUUGAACUGGACGAGAAAUCCAGAGAACUGACCACCUUUACCACCCAUGACGGCUUGUAUAGGUACAAGCGUCUCCUUUUUGGUAUAUCUGCAGCUCCUGAAAUCUAUCAACAUGCAAUUCAACAAGUUUUACAUGGGCUACCUGGAGUCAAAAACAUUUCAGAUGACAUUAUACACUGCAUGAAAAACCGCGUAUUCACAGGUGAAUACGUGCGAAUAUGA
Molecule: messenger RNA, 1845 nt
Organism: Dendronephthya gigantea
Lineage: Eukaryota; Metazoa; Cnidaria; Anthozoa; Malacalcyonacea; Nephtheidae
Exons: 1
Coding region: 1-1845 (614 amino acids)
Biological process (GO): proteolysis
Molecular function (GO): zinc ion binding; aspartic-type endopeptidase activity; nucleic acid binding
Source: RefSeq, a predicted model, not a curated record